Messenger RNA from Dendrobium catenatum, 1180 nucleotides. RefSeq names its product rRNA-processing protein efg1. Gene Ontology annotation, cellular component: preribosome, small subunit precursor; nucleolus. The transcript is spliced from 7 exons. Bases 150 to 1163 code for a protein of 337 amino acids. The record is from RefSeq and is a predicted model, not a curated record. NCBI's taxonomy places the organism in Eukaryota, Viridiplantae, Streptophyta, Magnoliopsida, Asparagales, Orchidaceae. Gene Ontology annotation, biological process: maturation of SSU-rRNA from tricistronic rRNA transcript (SSU-rRNA, 5.8S rRNA, LSU-rRNA).
CGUUGGCUCGUGCCUUAAAAUCGAACAGAUUAACCUAGCAAGCCAACGUUGCCAGACCUUCCUCGCGGACGGAGUCUUCUCCUCCGACUCACUUUGUAUCGUAGUUCUGCAAUCGAGCUCCGAUUUGUUUGAGAAGCGCCGGUGCUUCUAUGGCUCACGGCGGCUUCGCCCAGAGCCGCGUGGAGGAACGGCGGCAGCUUGGUUGUCGACCGAAGGGCUUGGGGGUGGAUAAGAAGAAGAAGAAGAAGGAUUCUAUUUCUCUUAAGAACCAGAUACGAUCCACGGAGCGUUUUCUUCGCAAGGACCUCCCCCGUGAAAUUAGGUUAUUCCAGCAGCAGAAGUUGGAGGAUCUUAAGAAGCAACAAGAGACAAAAGCUCAGUUGGCUGUCGAGCGCAAAAUACUUUUGAGGGAUAAAAAGAUAAAGUUUUUUGAGAGAAGAAAAGUUGAGAGAAUGAUAAGGCGCUUGGAGAAGCAGCAACGUGUAUUAUCUGAGAAAGCAUCAGAAGAAAGGGUGUCGGACCAGCUUGCAAAAUUUAGGGAGGAUCUGGAAUACAUCAGGUUCUUUCCUAAGACAGAGAGAUACGUUUCAUUGUUUGUUGGAGGAGAAAAUCCAAAAAUUAUUGAUAAGAGAAAUAAACUACGCAAACAAAUCAAGGACAACCUAGUGGCUGCCGCUGCCAGUGGAAAAGAUUUAGAAGAAACAGGCAGUGAUGAUGAUGUGCAAGAUAUGAGUGAGGAUGAUUUUUUUUCGGUUGGCAGUUCAAGUGAUGAGGGGGAGGCAGAUGAUGAAUGGACGGACAAAAGCACCAGAGAGACAACUUCUUGUGCAUCUGGUAAAGCAACAUCUAGUAUGUCCAGUGAUGAAAGAAAUCAGAGAAGUAUAUCUGAGCGAAUCCUUAGCCGACCACCUCAUUCAUUGCCACCCAGUAGAUUUCGUUCUGAAGAAAAGACUAGACUGUCAACAUUCAGUAGUGCUCCCCAUAAGAGAAGCAGAACCAUCUAUAGAGGUCAUAGAUUGUUAAAUGCUGACCAAACUAGCAAUCUGAGUUCAAAUUCUGAUGUUCAUAAAGCUCGUCGGAAAAGACGGCCCAAAAAGAAAAAGCAGGUGCAACUUUUAUGCUUUUUUCUUUUUUAUUUCAUCUCUAUAUCAGUAAUAAUGUGAUGCUCAUUUCCUUGUUU